Messenger RNA from Striga hermonthica, 870 nucleotides. The record is from the annotation of a GenBank genome assembly. Lineage: Eukaryota; Viridiplantae; Streptophyta; Magnoliopsida; Lamiales; Orobanchaceae.
AUGUUCCGCUCUGUUUCGACCGGAAAAUCCAGCUCGAACUGGUUGGACCGGCUGCGAACCGCCAAGGGCUUCAACGACGACGGCCCUGCCGAGCUCGAAAACUUCCCGCAAAACCCCAAUUCUGUUGACCCAAAACCUAAUUCCGCCAAAAUUCGCGAUCCAACUCAGAAUGAGGAUACGCAAUUGAUCAACAUAAUGAGCAAUGUUCUCAACGAGCUAUUCAAUUUUGGGGACAACCGCAGCAUCUCAACGCAAUUCAAGAAAUCGGCCCGCAAGCAGAAAAACCCUAGAAUUUGUGAUGUAGGCCGGGAGAAGGAGAAUGCAGCUACUGAGAAAGUGACGCUGCAAAGGAGUCGAGAUGGUGAGGGGGUGAAGGAGCUUGUUAACUAUGAAAAUGGAGGCAGAGAUGUGGAUUUGGUUGGGUUUACACGCAUGGAGGUGACUGUUAUCGACACAAGCUACGAGUCGUGGAAAUUUGACAAAUUCUUGUACAGGAAGAGGAAUGUGUGGAAAGUGAGGGAUAAGAAGGUAAAUGGUGAGAGUGUGUGGAUUAAAAGAAAGUGGAAAGCAAGUGGCUGUAGAUUGGAGGAGGAGCAACGUGUCGGGAAGAAAACAAAGGUUGAUAAGAAUCAAGGGAAUGAGGAGGGGCUUGAGUUUCCAUCGAUCAAAAUGAACGUACCAGAAGCAUGUAAAACAUCCCCAAAAGACGGGACUAUCAAAACAAAGCAGUUGGACUCGAAGUUGAAUGAUGGAAGCUCGUCUGUUAUUGUUAUCAAGAGCAUUCACACAAGUAAAAAAAAUGGGCCGAGCAUUUCUAAAAGCUGUUUAAAGUCGAAACAGAAGAGAACUAUGCUGAUUGGCGGUUCUUGA